CCUGGAACGGUAGCCUAAAAUACGCGGACUGGACGAGGGGGAAUAACUCUUACGAAGUUACGCUGUUUAAUCAAUCACACAAAAUAUGAUGACGUCAGUUAGUUUCGCUUUGGUCCACAACAUUCGAUAGGACUGCACAUCAGGUAGUGCACAAACUAAGUCACAAUGGCUUCGAAUGGAUCAGUACAACGACUGGACGGGAAGGUGGCGUUAAUUACAGGUGCCAGUUCAGGAAUAGGUAGAGGGACUUCUAUACUGUUUGCUGAACUAGGAGCACAGUUAGCUCUGACUGGACGAAAUGAAGAAAACCUCCAAGCAACUGCAGCCCAGUGUAUUGAGAAUGGCAGCAAGCAGCCCCUCCUGAUUGUUGCUGACAUGGCGAUAGAAGAGGAUGUAACACGUAUCCUGAAUGAGACGAUAAAACAUUAUGGAAAACUAGACAUUCUGGUCAACAACGCUGGCAUAGUUAAAGUUGGUGGCAUUGACAACACAUCAAUGGCAGACUACGAUGCUGUGAUGAACAUAAAUGUCAGAGCUCCGUACCAACUUACAAUGCUUGCAGUGCCAUAUCUAACCAAGACUAAAGGCACCAUAGUGAAUGUGUCCAGUGUCAACGGCAUGAGAUCUUUCCCCAACGUACUAGCCUACUGCAUGUCAAAGAGUGCUGUGGACCAAUUUACCCGCUGUACAGCUCUAGAACUUGCUUCUAAAGGAAUUCGUGUUAACAGUGUCAACCCCGGGGUAAUCAUCACGGAAAUCCACAAACGAGGAGGCAAAACUGAAGAGCAGUACCAACAGUUUCUUGAGCAUUGCAAGACAACGCAUGCUUUGGGUCGUGUCGGGCAGGUAGAAGAAGUUGCUAGGACGAUCGCCUUUCUAGCCUCCGAUAGUUCGUCCUUCAUCACCGGUGCCCAGAUCCCUAUAGACGGUGGACGUCAUGCCAUGUGUCCGCGCUAGGGCCUACGUCAUGUGUCAUGUGCCAGGAAUUACUUCAUUACUUGUCUCUGUUAUGCAUUUAUUUACCAUAUUUACCAGGACGCCAUCAGGGCAUCAUCAGUCACCCUCAUCGUUCAUAUUGAUGACAACUUGACAAUAGUUACAGUUCCUUGUUAAUUAGGUGAUUACCAUUGUUUUAUACUUACCGUUAACCAGAGACAUACUUAGAGGGAUAAGAGACUCCACUAGUUUGGAUACCGACAUAGCGUGAGCUUUUGUAUUUGUGCACAAAGUCGUGAAGACGUGACGACCACUACAUCACUACUAUACCAGCAGACACUAGGUAAAAUUAAAUAUACUUUAUCAAAAUCAAUUGCUAUUAAACUUCAUCAAUCAAUAUACGUCCCUGUGCUAACCUUCGGGCAUUUAGAACAAAUCAGAUAUAUUGAUGAACCCAUUAGAAUUAUACGAAAUUUUGCCUCAGCAAAUAAUUGUGAGUUCGAACUACAUAUGCAUCAGUGUCUAUAGCAGAAAUCAUUUUGGUAAAGUGUAAAUAAUGAAGUCAUAAUUGUGCGAGACCUGUUAACACAAAGAUAACUAUUGUUGCUUCAUACUAGUCCUCCGAUUGUUAAUGUCAUCAGGAUGUCGGUUAGGAAAGUCAGGUGAUGUCAUUGUUAAUGUCAUCUGUAUGUCGGUUAGGAAAGUCAGGUGAUGUCAUUGUUAAUGUCAUCAGGAUGUCGGUUAGGAAAGUCAGGUGAUGUCAUUGUUAAUGUCAUCAGGAUGUCGGUUAGGAAAGUCAGGUGAUGUCAUUGUUAAUGUCAUCAGUAUGUCGGUUAGGAAAGUCAGGUGAUGUCAUUGUUAAUGUCAUCAGGAUGUCGGUUAGGAAAGUCAGGUGAUGUCAUUGUUAAUGUCAUCAGGAUGUCGGUUACGAAAGUCAGGUGAUGUCAUCGUUAAUGUCAUCAGGAUGUCGGUUACGAAAGUCAAGUGAUGUCAUUGUUAAUGUCAUCAGGAUGUCGGUUAGGAAGGUCAGGUGAUGUCAUUGUUAACGUCAUCAAAACUAUAAUACCAGAAGACUAAUAUUCCAGAGUCAUUUGGUCUAUUUAUGAGAGUGAAUAAUAUAUGGGGUCUUUUUUUCAUUAUUAUUUAAGGGCAUUCCACAAAUGAAAUAUUUUUCGUUAUAUAACCUGAAAUCAGAUUGUUGCUUACAUAAUGUCAAAAGGUUUUAUGAAAUGAAUAUAUAUUCAGUGUUGUGCAAAUAAAUUUCUAUAAAAAUAUUUUUAUUUUGUGACAGUAUUGUCUGGCGUCGACUUUUCUAUUGAAAAAGACUUCUUCUCAAUAACUAAGAGGACCGAUUCUGUGUCCGGUUCCUGUUAAAGUAUACCAAAAAUUACUUCUGAACGGUUGCCUGACCUGAGCGAUUAUGACACGAGGUCGGGCCAGUCAACCGUGAAACAACAACUGUGACGGGUAUUGCGUGAAGCCUAAUUGUGUCUCGAUCAAAAUGUAUAUAAUUAACUAUCUUUAAAUAUCAAUACAAAUUAACAAGGCAUCGCGGAACGAUACUAAUCCCCUCGCGGCAAACCCUGACGAUGAACGUCAAUUAUGAAUUGAACAAGCUGACACAGGUGGAAUGUGAUCUGUUUUAUUAUUACCAAACUGAUACUCAAUUGCAUAUUGUAUUUUUAUUUGAACUCCUGUUGUGAAAGAAAAGAUGUGAACAUAUAUGGUGACAUCAAUGAAAAUGAUAUUAUGUAGCACUCAGGCAAUUAAUCAAACAAUUUAUCAGGACUCCAUGCUGCAUAUGUCAUCAUUGUGCUGAGUAGUUUUUCAUGUUAUGUCAAAAACUGAUAUAAAAAUGAUAAUUUUGCUUUCAUUGGUUGUUUAAAAUAAUCUACAAUAGCUUACUAACCCAACCUUAUAUACUGCACUCCGUUUUCAUAUCUUCUGUAGAAAAACUUGAUGUAAGUAACUUUUCUACAAAUAGGAAUAACUGUGAAAACCGAAGCAACAGUUACGGUUCUUGGAUGCUGCGUUUUGAUACCCUCUGUAUCUGUAGCAGUACUUGAUGUAAGAAAAAAAAUUUACAAAGAGAAUAACUCUGUGAAAACGAAAGCAAAAGUUACAGUUCUUGUACACUGCACUCCGCCUCGAUGUGGUCUUGAUGUGUAUGAAGUUUGAUGAAAUUAUCAUUCAUGGUUUGAAAGUUAAGAUACGGACAAAUAUAUUAUGUGCGUACUUACGUACGGGCAGAUCCCUAUAUCCCCUCGGCGACUCGUCGCGCGAGGGAUAGAAAUAAACGCUUCCAAAUCUA
This is a messenger RNA of Pecten maximus, 3247 nucleotides long. Its product is annotated as 3-oxoacyl-[acyl-carrier-protein] reductase FabG-like. The transcript is spliced from 9 exons. The coding region runs from base 166 to 957 and encodes 263 amino acids. Lineage: Eukaryota; Metazoa; Mollusca; Bivalvia; Pectinida; Pectinidae. The record is from RefSeq and is a predicted model, not a curated record. Gene Ontology annotation, molecular function: oxidoreductase activity.